This is a messenger RNA of Aspergillus japonicus CBS 114.51, 656 nucleotides long. RefSeq names its product cysteine-rich PDZ-binding protein. Gene Ontology annotation, biological process: cytoplasmic microtubule organization. Gene Ontology annotation, molecular function: microtubule binding. The transcript is spliced from 3 exons. The coding region runs from base 33 to 425 and encodes 130 amino acids. The record is from RefSeq and is a predicted model, not a curated record. NCBI's taxonomy places the organism in Eukaryota, Fungi, Ascomycota, Eurotiomycetes, Eurotiales, Aspergillaceae.
CAAACCCCCAACCUCCCAAAAAAUCCAUCAAAAUGGUCUGCGCCAAAUGCCAAAAGAAACUCAAACAAACGGAACUAGCCACACCCGGCGUCAAACGCAAGAGCGAGAUGUACUACGGCUCGCCCUCUUCCUCCCUCGGCAGCGGCAGCAGCAGUACUGGAACAAGCAGCGCCGAUAAGUCGAAACCCACGCUCGGGAACACGGGGAUCGGGAAGAGCAAACUCCUCAGCGCCAAAGCCAAGAACCCCUAUGCGGCGUACUCGUCCUCGUGCGAGAUGUGCAAGACUAAGACCGAGCAGGGCCGGAAGUAUUGCCAGCGGUGCGCGUAUCAGAAGAAUUCUUGUCCUAUGUGUGGGAAGAGUUUGGCGAAGGGGGUUGCGAAGGGGCAGCCGGUGGUGCAGGGGCAGAAGUUUAAUUUGAAGUAGUCAUGGGUACGUUGCCCUUGGAGGGUUCAUUUGUUAUUUGGGUUGAUGUUAUGAUUUAUCCUUAUCAUCGGAGGGAUUACUGGGUAAAGAUCCCAUUCAUGGCUGGCAUGGCGUUCAGGGGUGCAAUUGGCAGGGAAAGGUAGAGGCAACAGAAGGUUCUUUGCACAUGAUAUCCAACAGUAAACAGGAAUAAGAACAUUGAUAGUGAAAAAAGCUAGUUAUACAUGACAC